AUAGUCUUUGGUGUACUUUAGGUCACUCGCUGCUUGCGAAAUGCUUCACAAUGCCGGCUACACAAACCUACUUUGGAUUCAGGGGGGUCUCGAAGCUGCUGAAGAAGAGGAUCUUGAGAGAGAAGGUCCUCAGCCAUUCAGAUUUGCAGGACUUGGGGGAGUUUCUGAAUUUCUUGGUUGGACCGAUCAACAACGAUAUGCAGCUGCCAAGGAAGGAUGGGGCUACCGAUUAGUCUUUUCUGCACGUCUGGUUGGACUCUUUCUCCUAGCAGAUGCCUUGUUUAUUGGGGCUCAACAACUCGGCCGUAUUAUUCAAGACUUAUGGUCUCAGUGAAAACAUGAGUCCGUUUCCUAAGCAUGCAUCCAGUGUUCAGGGUUUCGACAAAGCGAUUCCAUUAUGAGAUUGAAGAGUCAGAGCUCUCCUAGAGGUUUCUUUCUAAUGACAUUUUAGAAGAUCUCCAUCUCCUUGUCGGCUCAUUCAAGGCGCUAGCUUGGUAAAGUUCACAAGGCAGCAUUCCUUGGCAUUCAGGUAAAAACCUGUUUUCAUGAGCUUAUCCUUUGUAGAGUUCAACAAAUUUGCGGAUUAUGUGUUAACGACUGGAAUACUUUCUUGUUUUGUUUUUUUGAUGUAUUGCAUGCUGGUAUCUCUGAUACUUUUCAGCCAUUGUCGGCGGACAAAAAUAUGUUAUCAUUAAUAUUAGUUCUUAAUUAUUAUUUGAUUUUUGAUUUCCAA
Molecule: messenger RNA, 733 nt
Organism: Amborella trichopoda
Lineage: Eukaryota; Viridiplantae; Streptophyta; Magnoliopsida; Amborellales; Amborellaceae
Source: RefSeq, a predicted model, not a curated record